Molecule: messenger RNA, 609 nt
Organism: Aspergillus pseudoviridinutans
Lineage: Eukaryota; Fungi; Ascomycota; Eurotiomycetes; Eurotiales; Aspergillaceae
Exons: 2
Coding region: 1-609 (202 amino acids)
Biological process (GO): L-methylmalonyl-CoA metabolic process
Cellular component (GO): mitochondrion
Molecular function (GO): methylmalonyl-CoA epimerase activity
Source: RefSeq, a predicted model, not a curated record
AUGUUUGGCCAAGAAGAAAGACGAGAAGAUACAUCUGCAGUCCCUACAGAGAAGCUGAAACUCAACUACCCGAACGAGAAGCAGAGGAUCCGACAGUUUAAUCGCUUCAAUCCUGGCCCCGCUGCUUUGGGCCACUUUGGCUAUUCCACGAAACGCUUCGAGGAGCUCCUAUCGUUUUAUACCUCCCAUUUCAACAUAGUUCCAACCGACCUGCUUUACAUGGAACACGACGGUCACAGAAUGUAUAUGACGACAUUUAUGCACCUGGACUUGGGCAAAGAGCAUACAGACCACCACUCUUUCUUUAUCGGCGGCAGUCAAACCGGCUCCCAUGUACACCAUUGCUCCUUCGAGGUCUAUGAUUAUGAUACCCAGCACUUGGGACAUCAAUGGCUGGCUAGGAAGGGCUAUCAAUCUGUCUGGGGGGUGGGCAGACAUAUUCUGGGAUCCCAGAUUUUUGACUACUGGUGGGGUCCAGCGGGAAACAUGGUCGAGCACUACGCCGAUGGUGAUCGCGUGAAUGAGGAUACCCCCAUUGGAAUUUUGCCUGCAGGCCAUGAGUCCUUGGCUAUUUGGGGGCCGGAGGUUCCGCUGGCAUUCCUGCAGUAG